Molecule: messenger RNA, 659 nt
Organism: Arabidopsis lyrata subsp. lyrata
Lineage: Eukaryota; Viridiplantae; Streptophyta; Magnoliopsida; Brassicales; Brassicaceae
Exons: 1
Coding region: 181-606 (141 amino acids)
Source: RefSeq, a predicted model, not a curated record
AACUAUCAUAUAUCGAAUCGAAUGCAUAUCGAUCCGUGCUCUUUAUAAUGAAACCUAGAGUGUCUCCGUCUCUCUCACUAAAAUUCUCCACCGCUCACAUUCUCUCUCUAGAUCUCUAGACACCAAUAUAUAUUAAUAUAUAUAUAUAAUAAAACACAUUGUGAUCGAGCAGAGAUUGCGAUGGAGAUAAGGUAUUGGCGGAGGUUAAGAGGAUACCAAAGGCUAGAUGGGUCUGCCAAGAAGGCGAACUCGGGUCGGAGAAAUGUGAAGCGGGUCAAAAUGGAUCCGACCCGGAAGAGACAGUUUUGGAGGAUCAAGAUUGUGCCGAAGCUAAGGUUCUUAAAAAAGUCGUCGCCUAAGAAGCUUUUAACGUGGCUUCGAGAUGCUUACGUCAACAUGAUGCUACGCCUCGCGAAUUCUCGGGUCGUCGGGUCAUCGUACGGGUACGGCGAAUAUGGGUACGGGUCGGGUUUGGCGUCGAAGGAGUAUGACGAGAAGAAGCUGGUGGAGAUUUACAAAUCGAUAUUGAUGGCACAGGGGAAUCUCGUGCACCGCGACGUACCUAAACUUUCCUCCAAUUCGAUUCUACUUUCACCCCUUAGAUAAUUUAAUUAUACACAUAAUAUAUAACAAAAACGUUGUCGAUGUUAAAGUUGUGA